Molecule: messenger RNA, 809 nt
Organism: Drosophila erecta
Lineage: Eukaryota; Metazoa; Arthropoda; Insecta; Diptera; Drosophilidae
Gene: Csas
Product: N-acylneuraminate cytidylyltransferase A
Exons: 4
Coding region: 43-789 (248 amino acids)
Molecular function (GO): N-acylneuraminate cytidylyltransferase activity
Source: RefSeq, a predicted model, not a curated record
UUCUUUUUAUUUUUAUUUCGACCUGAACAGAAGCACAGCGCAAUGAUAAAACUGAGAGCGGCGACUUUUCUUAUUUGCCUAGUUUUUCUUUUUGAUACUGGCUGCACGGACGACUGCCUGAGUAAUGAUAUUCACGCAUUAAUUUUGGCAAGGGGCGGGAGCAAAGGCAUCAAGUUGAAAAACCUGGCUGAAGCUGGUGGCUCAUCUCUUUUGGCCCGCACAAUUAUGACCAUCAAAAAUUCGACUUGCUUUCAACAUAUCUGGGUUUCCACAGACGACAAGAGAAUCGCCAUCGAAGCGCAAAAGUAUGGAGCCACAGUACAUCGUCGUCCUGAGAAAUUCGCCAGAGACGAUACCCCCUCACUCCACGCCAUUUCAGAGUUUCUGGAUGUUCAUAGGAGUAUUCAAGACUUCGCCCUGUUUCAAUGCACCUCCGUGUUCCUGAAAACCAAGUACAUUCAAGAGGCAGUUCGGAAAUUCGAGUCACAUGACUGCGUUUUUGCCGCCAAGAGAUCACAUUACUUGCGUUGGAAAGUAGUCGAUGGGGAAUUGAUGCCAGCGGAAUUUAACUUAAGUGCCAGGCCAAGACGCCAGGAUUGGCAGGGCGAUAUUGUGGAAACAGGAAUGUUUUACUUCUCGAGGAGGAAGCUGGUGGACAGUGGGUUACUGCAAAAUAGUAGGUGCUCCAUUGUGGAAAUCGCUGCCAAAGACAGCUUGGAAAUUGACUCGAGCUACGAUCUGACUCUAGCCAAGUACAUUUUAAGUAGUGAAACGAAGUCGGAACUAUAAAUAUAGAUAUAUGAGAUAUU